Messenger RNA from Aureobasidium musti, 537 nucleotides. NCBI's taxonomy places the organism in Eukaryota, Fungi, Ascomycota, Dothideomycetes, Dothideales, Saccotheciaceae. The record is from the annotation of a GenBank genome assembly.
UCUUGUCUCAAUAUUACCAUUGCAAUGCGUCUCUCUUCCUGGACACCAUUCGUGGUCUCUUUGCUUACAAUAUCUACCACCGCCAGUUCUAUCCUCCAAGUCCGCAAGAACGGUGGUGGAGGAGGUGGUGGCGGCGGCAACACUGCCACAAGAGGCGGUCCUGCCUCAGCCAAAGUCACGCUAUACAGUCAAUACACUUGUGUCGCACCAAACGCUGUGAGCCAUCAAUAUGGUAGCGCAGGCACAACGGUCUCUUUCAGCGUCACAGAAGCCCAAUGCACAAUUCCGACCACUGGAUUGCAGUCUGGUGAAGCAUUGACAGCAAGCCUGACUGCAUCACCUAAGACUGGUACUGCUGGAUGUUACAUCGUUGGUCAUAGUCAACAAGGUUGUGGUAUUGUACUUUCGAACCAGAUGCACGGAUGGCCAGUAGGAGGAAUCAAUGUUGGUGAUUCCCUUGGUUGUGGUAACCCACCAUCUGGCACUUCACAUCUUGCUUUUGAGAUUAUUUGCAGUAGUCCUAGGCACAAGAACAGU